Molecule: messenger RNA, 903 nt
Organism: Effrenium voratum
Lineage: Eukaryota; Dinophyceae; Suessiales; Symbiodiniaceae
Source: the annotation of a GenBank genome assembly
AUGGAAUACACCUGGGGCGGCAUACACGAGGCCGUGCACGCGUCCAUCAUGGAGUGCGACCGAGACAUCCGCCAACAGAUGAUGGAGAACAUUGUCCUCGCUGGAGGUACUUCACUGUUCCGGAACUUCCCCGAGCGCUUGCAACUGGAGAUGACACAGCUGCUUCCAGGUAGCAAGGUGAUCGCGCUGGAGAACCGGAAGUACCUGGCCUGGGAGGGGGCCAACCUGGUGGCCACCUAUGCCCCGGAGAAGAUCUCCUGGAUCAGCGAACUGGAAUUCGGGAAUGCCAUCGAUGAAGACGAGCUGGCGAAGCUUAGCUUGCAGCGUUUCAACGUGACGGUGGAGCUGGUGUCGCCGGAGCCGGGCACAGCGCAAGCGCAGGGCAUCAGCCUGCAGGGGGUGGGCACUUUGGACCUGCCACCAGGCUUGGAACGAGAGUACCGCUUCAGCGUCUACGCGUACCACGAGGGCACGGCCUUGGUGCGGGUGAACCUCACCAGCCAGGAGACAGGGGAGUUCAUGAACAUCGAGGUGAAGUUAGAGUUCUACGCCGCCGAGUCCCUGGCCACCAUCAAGCUGGAGGCUGCAUGCCGUCAAGUGGUGCGCCACAAGAUCGCCGUGGCCAACCCCCUGAGAGAGCCCGCCAGGUUCACUGGCACGGCCUCUCUACCCUUCUUCCGCUUUAGCCCAGAGACGUUGGAGGUGCCCCCACGGGGUGAGAAGACAAUGGAGAUCAUCUACAGGCCGCUGGAGGAAGGAGAAGGAGAGGCCGAGGUGAUGCUCAAGAGCCAAGAGCUGGGGACCUAUCCCUACACCGUGAGCUGGCGAGCAACCCCGGCGGGCUUGGAGCGGGCGCUGGUGCUCAAAGCACCGCCCGGGACGCCUAGCCUCCGGGACGCCUAG